GUGUCAGUCAGUCCCUCUGGUCCAGUACCAGAAAACAGCAUUGUGACUCUGACAUGCAGCAGUUCUGCCAACCCUGCAGUAAAGAACUACACCUGGUACAGAGCUGACGGAGGUCAGGAGACUGUCAUGGGGACUGGACAUGUUUUAAACAUUAAAGCUUCCAGAGACAGUGGUCCUUUUUUCUGCGAGGCAGAAAAUGCUAUUGGAUCUGGACGGUCCAACAUCAGUCCAAUAGAUGUUCACUUUGCUCCACAGAUCCUGUCCUCAUAUGGCUGCAUUCAAACUGCAGACCAGCUCAACUGUUCCUGUGAGACUGUGGGGAAUCCUCCUCCUGCUCUACAGUGGUAUUUGGAUGGGUUACCUGUCAAUCACUCUGACAGGUUUGCAAUCAGCAGUGAGCCUCUAAACGUCUCUGGUCUGAGGAGCAUCAUCACUGUGAGUCAACCACAACAGAGGGAUCUUUCCACUUUGCUCUGCCACAGCUCCAACUCCCUGGGAUCAGCUACUCAGGGAUUUUUGGUCUACAGCCUCGAGCCUCACGCGAUGUGA
Messenger RNA from Acanthopagrus latus (yellowfin seabream), 549 nucleotides. RefSeq names its product protein amalgam-like. The record is from RefSeq and is a predicted model, not a curated record. The coding region runs from base 127 to 549 and encodes 140 amino acids. The transcript is spliced from 4 exons. Lineage: Eukaryota; Metazoa; Chordata; Actinopteri; Spariformes; Sparidae.